UAUACCUGCAACGGAAAGUGUGUUUGCUCGGUUUUCGUACGAGCUGAUGGUAUCUAUCAGUCCACCGUAGAUAAUGAAACUCAUCGAGAAGGUAAUCAAUCCGACCGGCAAAACUCAUUUCGGAACGUUAAUUUUCUUUCACGGAUCAGGUGACACCGGGAAUGGUUUGACCGAAUGGAUUCGAUUCUUACUUGGCCGUGAUAUGGACUUCCCGCACAUUAAGGUGAUUAUCCCGACAGCACCGGUACAGCCAUAUGCCCCGAUGGGAGGUGAAAACUCGAACGUUUGGUUCAACCGGAAACGAAUCGAAAUGGACUGUCCGGAGAUCCGAACGUCGCUGGCUUCCAUCUACGACACUGUGAACGAGAUAUUGAAGCGAGAGAUGGCACAGGGUGUACCCGCGAAUAGAAUUAUUGUCGGAGGGUUCUCGAUGGGAGGGGCACUGUCUUUGCACACGGCCUACCAUCUGAAUCGCGAUUUGUUGGGAGCUUUUGCAAUUUCAUCGUUUCUAAAUACUGGUUCCAUUGUGUACGAUUCUUUGAGCUGUGUAAGUUCGGACGAGCGACUUCCGGAGCUGUUGAUGUUUCACGGUGAAAGAGACACACUGGUGCCGAUUGAGUGGGGCCAAACUACGUUCGACGAGCUGGCCAAGCUGGGCGUUCGAGGUCAGUUCGUUCCGCAUCGGAAUGCGCUGCACGAGAUUAAAAAAGAUCAGCUGCUUAAGGUUAUCGAGUGGGUCUACCGACUGAUUCCUGAACCACGAGAACCCACACCUCCUGAGCCAACACCUAGCGUGACUGCACCGAAGAAAAAGGGAAAGCUGUAGUCUGGGCUGUCGGUGUCAUCAAAGAGACGAAUCAAGUACCUUAACAGAUAUUCUAAAACCAUACUACAAUUUUUUUUUUCGGAAAUUCGUUGUUACGUUAUCAGUUCCUUACAGUUGUAAAAUCGUCUGGCGGCAAUAAAUCUUAUCGCAGACUAUGCAAA
Messenger RNA from Topomyia yanbarensis, 987 nucleotides. Its product is annotated as lysophospholipase-like protein 1. The record is from RefSeq and is a predicted model, not a curated record. The coding region runs from base 74 to 826 and encodes 250 amino acids. The transcript has 5 exons. Gene Ontology annotation, biological process: protein depalmitoylation. Gene Ontology annotation, molecular function: carboxylic ester hydrolase activity; palmitoyl-(protein) hydrolase activity. Gene Ontology annotation, cellular component: cytoplasm. Lineage: Eukaryota; Metazoa; Arthropoda; Insecta; Diptera; Culicidae.